This is a messenger RNA of Nomia melanderi (Alkali bee), 6876 nucleotides long. RefSeq lists its product as uncharacterized. Lineage: Eukaryota; Metazoa; Arthropoda; Insecta; Hymenoptera; Halictidae. The record is from RefSeq and is a predicted model, not a curated record.
GCACGGAGGAAGCCGGACACUCGCAGUCCGCCGCGCUCGGUGAAAUUGUAACGACGCGGUCGAACGAUUCUUUGUGAUGAUCGGAAUCUCGUUUCGAGAAUUCGUGAAGCAACGCUCGCUUUACUCGCAACGCGGGUUUCUGGGAAAACAUUAUUCACCGCGGUUUUAUCGGAGUGACUGACGUGUGCUUUGGAAAUUUCUUUCGAAGUGGAAAUUCGUGUUCCCUUGAGAUCUCCGGUGCUCGAAUCGAUUGAAGUGGCUCGAGAGGUAAUGGAAUGAUUAUCGAAGUUUUCAGGAUUAUUUGAUUUGUGAUUAAGUUCCGAUUGCUUCUGCUGUUUCGUGGUCUCGUGUAUUAGUUUGGGGAAAAUAACACAGUUAUAUAGUUUCGAACUGAAGAAUUUUGUGUUGAAGACGGUGGAAGAAGUUUGGUUAUCCUUUUAUUGAAACUUUGUGCUUCAAUUUUGAGUCCUGAAAAGUGUUUUAGCUCGACGGGAAUAAAAUGUGAGGAAUAUUUGAUUUUUAAUUGAAGAACGUUGGCGAGGAUAAUCGUAAAAAUUUAGUGGUUUUUGGUACUUGGCGCUUAAACUUUGAAGUGUGGAAAAUGUUUUAUGAAAUGCGUCUUUUUAUUUAGACUGUCAGUAAUUGCACGUAUUUCUGAGGGUCUUAUUUAACAGUGACCCCGUCAAUGACACCGUCACGCCUGACGCUGGAGAAAAACAAAGUGCCAUCAGCGACCCCAAGAAAGAAGAUCGGCGAGGGUAGCGUCGGCAACAUAGAAAGGGGGUAGGGACAGCGAAAGACGAAGCACCGACAAUAGCAAGAGAGAGCAAGAGGACUGGGAAGAGCAUAACAAAAAACGCAGUAUAUAACAGAGGUGGAAGGGGUAGCGCAGGAAAAAAGCAACGGCAACUGUAUAGACAAAGAGGGGUAGGAAGGGCGGCAGAAAAAAAUGCAACCCAGCGGAACAGAGAAGGAGAAUUAGCAAGAGCGAACGGAAAUAUGCAACCUAUCGAGACAGAGAAAGAGGGGUAGCAAGGGCGAGAGGGGAAAAGAGCGCCGGCAGCCGGACGGAGACAGAAAGACGCGGACAGGGGGUGGGAAAUCAUCUUCGUGGGACGAUAACAGCGAGCUUCAGCUAAGAGGAGGGUGACCGGAGCAGUUUGCGCGUGUCCGUGGCGCGGCUCGCGGCUCUGCGUGGUGCUGUUCGCCGCAGCCAACCGCGUGGAAGGUGGGUUGGCUGGCCAACCCCGCGGGUGUCGCGGGGAUUCCCCGUACGCGGCCACCGUAACACGAUCCAGUGUUGCUCGUCCACCUCGCCGCGGAGGUUCGCCGUGGACCACGCUGGGAAAAUGUGCGGCCGCCAGGUGCGUCCCCGACACGAAUGAUGAUACACGUGUCGUCGAAGAACGCACAGCGAUACGACCGGGUCAAACGUAAGGGUGUAGCGUUUCUCUCAAGCUUUUUUAAAUCAAAGAAGUUAACGUUAGGAAUGAAGAUCAACGAGGAGGAGGAAAUGGAACGUGCUCCGAAAGUCGAGACACCGGCGAUCAUCACGAACGCCUGCCGGCGCAGCGGUAGCGAAAAUGACAAUCAGGUAUCGAGAAUUCCGUCGACCUUGAGCGUGGCAGCCGUCGAUGUCGUCGUUGCCUGUCAGCCGUCCCCGUCGCACUCAGUUUUAACCUUGACGCCUGGCAGAACACGGAACAUCGAUCAGGAUAUGGAGGCACUUAGGCUGAGUCGACAGGAUAAUCCUUUUCUACAGGUGCUGGCGAGCCGCGAGAGCCUCGUGGAGUCCAUAGAAGAGUCCGAGUCCGACGACGCCAUACUAAUGUCUCAGGAAUUAGGUGACGCGGACCCGUUGACGCUUGCCCAAGUGCACGAGCACCUGGUGCGCAGCCCGCCGCCAGCUUCUUGGCCGCACACCACGACCUUCCACUUCCCGCAUCAGAACACGACGCCGAACGGGAGGAACGACGCGAUGGGGCACUGCAAAAGCCCGCUGAAGACGCCGCCGUACCGCGGCAACGAGCAGGAGAUCUCUCGAAGCGAGCCCACCACGGAUAUCAGAGAUCGCCACUCGCACACGUUCUCGCUGCUGCAUCCGACGCCGAUCCGCUCGCUGUCCGACGUCCGUCGGUUCCAUAGGUCGGCGGACGACAGCGUGCAGCUGAUGUCGAACGAGUAACGCCGCUGAAACGUGUUCCGGUCUGCGGGGCCGGGCUGAUGACGAUGGUUACUCGCGUUCCGAACAAAAGGGGGCCUCUUCGUGCUUUGUCGGCGCGACGGGUUCCCGAGGGGCGCGUGUCCGCUCGAAGAGGGACACUCGAACGCUUCUCGACGGGCUCCGCCGCGAUAUACAGGUCCGUGGAAUCGAUUUCCCGAGCCCGUCAGUCUCGAGAGGGACGAGAUCCGUCUGCCGCGACGUGGAAUCCACACGGGGCACGAUAUCAUCGAGCAGAUUCGCGCGAGCAAAUAAUAUUCGCGGCAGCGAACGUGAACCCGUGCCGAUAAGCGAUCCACCGUUCUCCCUUUUCGCGGAAAACCGCUAAAACGAUUCGAACCCGAGGCGUUCUCCCGCGCUUUCGCGGUCCCGGGGAUUCCCCGUUUCAUGGAAACGAGAUUAACACUUAGGGGAGAUGUCCCACUUUUCGCCUAGCAAGGAAUGGCCAUUCAUUCUGUUCAUUCGUUUCUUUUGCUAUUUAGCGAGUCUUCAACUUUGCGUUGUGUUAAUUUAGUUAUACAAUAUGUAUUUUAUCUAUUAUUUUCUUAUACCGCAGGUGAUCGGAUGGGGAUAUUUGUAAUACAACAUAUCCUUCUUGCUUUUGCAGAAUACAAGUUUUAUUCAGAUCUGCUGAAUGAGUUCGAUUGAAGUUAACGAAGGUUAUAGUUAUAGUUUUAUUGAGAGGAUUGCCUAAGUGUUAAUCUCGAUCGAGCGUGGUGGAUCGCUUAUUCACAAUUGACGCCGUCGUUGUUCGGCAAGGGUGAACUGUUCUUUUGCAUUUUUGGGUGAGUCGGUCCAUCGAGAGACUAUUGCUGUUCGGGGACUGUUGAAGGCGUGUUCCUUAAUGUUGAAUUUUUGAGGAUGAUUUGUUUCGCGCGUGGUUUAGCGUGCGGCUGCGAAUUUCUGGAGCAUUGCGAGCAUAGUCAAUAUCCACGCGAGGUCGGGAAAGUUGAUUUGUUAUGAGAACUGUCCUGUGUCAACUGGUUCGUCUCGCGUGGCAGUCUGAUGAGACUAUUCGUCGGAGCAAGGAAUUAACGAUGAUUAUUGUUUGAGGAAUUAAUUGAAUCUCUGUUUUCAUCGAGCGACAUUUGCCAAGAUAACAUUGCGCAUUGUUUUGUACGGUUGACGGUUUCUCUGCACGCGCGUUGCGUAUUCGACGAAGGAUGAGAGUGCCGACAAGAUGGCCGCCAUUAAGCGAAACGGGAUUCGGUUUAGCUGUUCAUCGACUUCAGUUCUACGGAGUUUCCUCUAAAUCGGGAAGUUUGUACUGCCGAGGUAUUGAAAUAUUCUCGAUUGACGAUUUUAAAUGAAUUUCUUGAGCUCUCUCGUUGACUUUUCCCUUGCGAUCGCUGGGAGAACUAUGUAAAUUCGCUUGCUCAACGAGCGAGCUUCAAGACUAACAGAAUAUAAAGGGAAAAGUUGAUAAACACGAAGGUUUUUAGUUUACAGCAACAAAUGGAUCGUUUAUGUAUUUACUCAAACUGUGUUUUACGAGAAGCUGAAUUUACAUGACACGUAUACAAUUUGUAUAAUAAUUCCUCGUUUUAAAUUCUCUUAGGCUUGAUCCACAAACAAGUUCACAGUUCAAUCACGCUUCGACUACGUGUUCUCCAAUUGUUUAAGAGGAACAUGUCCAUGAUAUAAGAAUUCUAAUAUCAGUGAAUUAUUCAAUCGAACGAAACUUUAGUUUCACCGUAAAGAUUCACUAUAAACAAUACGAAACCUUGGAAUUUUGUGAAAGAAUAUUUGAUCAGACCAAUAACGAAGUGCGAUCAAAUUGACUUGCGAGCGUGGAUCAAGCUUUAGAAUCUUAUAACGAUUUUCACAAUAAGGAAUUCGUAUGAUUUGCGACGAUACGCUGGCUAGUCGGUGAACGAAAGUAAUUAUUAUAAAUUGUAUCGUACGGUAAUCAUUCUUUUUCGUACUUUUCGGUGUAAUUCAAAGCUUGCUUCAUCCGUAAAAAAAUCGCCCGACACGGUUGCUAGCCGAGCCUAUCAUUAACGCAAUAAUUACCGACCCACACACAACCGUGCGGGCGAACAGGCCUACACGAAUGCGAUUGGCGAUUGAUUUUAUCGUCAGUUAGAUCGAAAACGCGCGACAACCUCUGGAUCCCCGCCGAGUAAUUAACGGAAAGUCUUGAGCGCGUGUUAUCAGUCAAUUCGUGAAUACAAAUAAGCGUGGUCGAUUUUUAACGAGGCUCGCCCACGAAAAGUACUAAGGACAUUGGAGCAAACGAGGUGGUGCUGUGUACUUCUCGCAAUAAUUACACUAGCCAUCAGCGUUUCAUUAGUUACGACAGCUGGUAAAUUAUCCCUGCGUUGCAACGUGUUUUCUCGUUUUGUAAACUGUCGUUUGUUGCCUUCCGACUCGUUUGGCAAACUAUCGCCGAAGAUAAUUACUGAAAUUACGCACCUCCACAGACUUUGAGAUGAAACACGUUGUACCAAUCUGUGUCACGCGCAUAGAUUUAUGAUCCGUCGGGAAUUACAGGCUCGCGAAUUAACAUUUAGACCACUGUAUCGCUUGCACGAGUGCAGACUCGAAUCUACGACGAAGACGAAACUGUUACCAAUGAUCGAAAUGCAGUGGUAUUUACAGAAAACUAAAGAACUUUUGCUGAAAUGUCAAAUGUUUUCUAUACUUCUCACUUUGUCGAUACGGCGGUCUAAAUGUUAAGACCUUCAGCCUAGUGGAUCAAUCGUUGAAAUUGUUCCCAUGAUUACGUGAAUCGUGGGACAGCGAAUGUCUUGAAGAUGUGUUCCAUUAACAAUUUCUCUAUCGUACUUUACGCAGUCGUUGAUUAUUUCAAUAUAACAACAACCACUUUGUACCUGCAGUUGUUAUAGUUCGAUACGUUCACUGUACUAAGUAAAAUGGCAGGCGCUGGAUGCAUCCGGGUUAAUACCGAACUACUAAACAACUAGUACGGUUGUUGUUAUCGUUAUUAUCGAGUAUUUAUUUUCUAUAAAUAGCGCACAAUUGUUCGAUACUAUAGGCUAUUUCGAUUCCUCUUUCACAACGAUUCCGUUCUAGCUGUUAAUCAUUUACCGAACGUAGUUAGCGAAUGUUUCCUAUUUAUAGAUCGGAAAAUACGAACUGUUUUCAGAGAUUAUAGUUGAACUAUGAAUUAUUGUAACGAAGGGGAGUGUUAAACCAGACAUUGAUUCCAGUUACCCUCGUCGUUCGUUCUCGAACGAGAAAGAAUUACUGAAAUAAACACUGAAUUUUCCAUUCAUAAUUGGCUGUCGGGUGAGAGCUGCGUCCAAUAGGAAUUUGUUCCCAACGUUCCGCCAUUAUUGCGGCUGGCUUCAUCAGGAGUUCAGCCGUUUGAGUCCCAAGCGGCGCGAUGGCGCUUCUCCGUUACACUGCCUAAAAGUCUAUCAGUUCGUAGAAUCAGAUGAAGCUUAUUUAUUUCUUUCCCUUCUAAUUAUUCAUUCUUAUUUUUGUUACUAUCCGCCUAAGACUGGAAAAAUGUAACGAUCGCGCUGUUUAAAAUUUGUUUUUGUAAAAAUAGAAAAGCGUCAUUCAGUUUCUAAGGUUUUGUAUGUUCCGAAGAAUCUUCGUCCGCAGAGUUAAUUGGUCAACUAAACAAUACAACCUUCUGAGGCACACACCAGUCUCAGUGUGUCUUUAACACUAUUUCUACCAAAGUUGUCAAAUGGCACCGGAAAUUUAAUCUUAAAAUUAUUUUCCGAGUACAGUCGUACAUUCUGAAUUGACUCUUCUUUUCCAAUAACGAUUAUAACAUUAACUACAGGAAAUGUGGAAAAUUCAAUUGAGGACAAAUCGUUAAACUGAGAAAAUAAUUUUAAGUUCAAAUUUCAUAAGGUGUCUCUUAACACCUUCGGUAGAAAGAACGUUAAACCCCUGAUGACUGCAGCUGCGAUGAUGACGAAAUAUUGGCAACAAAUUCCUAUUUGUUCAUGUCUCAUCCGAAAGCCAGUUAUGAAUGUAAUAUUCCAGGCCGUGAAAGCAUUAAAGCCACUAUACUGAAUUUUAUUGUAAUCGUGACAGUGACUCUUUAAAAGACAGGCCUGACUACGAUGAGGCGUUAGCGUAAUCGUAGAUUAAGAGGUUUUUUUAACGAACACCGAGCGAAGGCGUGUUCCGCGGAUGAUUACUUUGCGUCGGUCGAGUACGUUCUCAGAGUCGAAAGUAUUUUUUUAAGGUUCCAGCACAAUUUCACGCGGACGAACCGCGAAUUCGGUUUUCAACGCACAUCACUUGUACGUAUACCGCGUUUUGUUAUAUACCCGACGACAGUCUGGGCAAUUUUAAAUAACCAUACGCAUCCUGUGCGCGCUUGUCGCCAUAUGAUGCGGAGGAACGCAGGAAUUUCUAAUUGAAUGACGAGAAUUUAAAGGAGGAAGAUGUUUCAUUCGCGCCGAGUGAAUAAAAGUGAAUUAAAGUGGAUCAUUCGAAGCUCGAUUCACUUGUCGGCCGAAUUGCCGUCGACUAGUCCGAUCGACGGAAUUUUAGCAGGGUUUAUACGAAACAUUCAAAAUAGUAGCACGUAAGAGGAAAAAAACAAUCUAGAAAAUGAAUAUUACUAUUAACGCUAUAGAGUGUCGAUCGACUUGGCCAUUGAGAAUUGAAGUUAUUUGUAACAUGUGCGAUACCAUUUAGAUACCGUUAAUGGCGCGUUAGAGGCU